Molecule: messenger RNA, 2614 nt
Organism: Poeciliopsis prolifica (blackstripe livebearer)
Lineage: Eukaryota; Metazoa; Chordata; Actinopteri; Cyprinodontiformes; Poeciliidae
Gene: ak4
Product: adenylate kinase 4
Exons: 6
Coding region: 246-926 (226 amino acids)
Biological process (GO): nucleobase-containing compound metabolic process
Cellular component (GO): mitochondrion; cytoplasm
Molecular function (GO): AMP kinase activity; nucleoside diphosphate kinase activity; ATP binding
Source: RefSeq, a predicted model, not a curated record
UUCAUUCGCGGAGGACUACCUCUGUUCUUAAAGACGCAGGGAGCGACCCACGUCCACAGGAGUGAAAGAAGGAAAAGGAAAAAAAGGCGUUUUGACUUCAUUCCUGUCCAAAAGGGGAACAGUUCCGCUGCACGCUAAAAGCAGUGCGUAAAGAUCCACACGGUUCCACUGACAAGCUUAAAUAUAGUUCCAAACCGUUGUUUUUGUUGUUCAAGUGUGCAGCAGAAUACAAAUUACUGCAGGAUAUGGCCAAGCUUUUACGUGCUGCUGUUUUGGGUCCACCGGGAUCUGGAAAAGGCACGAUCUGCAAGAGGAUUGCACAAAGCUUUGGCCUGCAGUACCUGUCCAGUGGCCACUUUCUACGAGAGGGGAUAGCAGCCAACACAGAGGCUGGCGUGCUGGCAAAGACCUACAUAGACAGAGGCAUGCUGGUGCCUGACCAAGUGAUGACCAGAUUGAUGCUGCCCAAACUGGAGCAGCUGCAGAACCACAGUUGGCUACUGGACGGUUUCCCCCGUACACUGACGCAGGCGCAGGCCCUCAACAGCCUCUAUCAGAUGGACCUGGUCAUCAGCCUCAACAUUCCCUAUGAGACUCUGAAGGAGAGGCUGAGUGACCGCUGGGUCCACCCUUCCAGCGGCAGAGUUUACAACAUGGGAUUCAACCCCCCUCGAGUUCAGGGUAAAGAUGACAUCACUGGGGAGCCACUGAUUCAGCACGAUGACGAUAAACCAGAGGCUCUGAUGGCGCGACUCCGACAUUACAAGGAAUUGGCGAAGCCUGUUAUAGAUCUGUACAAAUCACAAGGAGUCCUGCAUUCAUUUUCUGGAACAGAGACUGACAAGAUUUGGCCUUACAUCAACUCUCUGCUCAGCACCAAGAUGCACACACAGCCGUCAGGUGCCCAUCCAAACCAAACGCCCUGAGAAGAGACCACAGAGAAAAAAGAGGAAGGGUUUUUUUUUUUACUUGCUCAAGUGAGAUUCCAAUAAAUGCACUAGGACACAAUCAACAUGUAUGAUUUUUAUGGAUGGUUGUGCGCAAAUAUUUCCAAUGCUUUCUACUUAAGAUUGCCAUGAUUUCCUAAUUAUCACUUUGAAAACAUAGGCGCCUCAGUUUUGAGAGAACUGUGUUUUCUUUUUCCUGUAGCUUGUGUGACUUUUCUUAUUUUCAAUCAUACCUGUGUAUAAAAGGCAGAGCAAAAAGGUAAAUUUUUAAUGGCAGCUCAAAUAUUUUCUAUAAACCAAAAAUUGAGAGGUGUGAUAUACACAAGUUACAACAAACCCUUAAACAAAAUGCUUUAUCAAGGCAGAUUUCCAAAUUGAAACAGUUUCAUUUCAUGAUGGUUUUUAGUAACCAGGUUAAUCACAAUUAGCAAACCAAGCCAAUAACUGCAUACUUUUAUUAAGACACUGUUGCAACAUUUUUUCUGGCAGUUUAAAAAGAACUUUGUGGCUGAUUUAUUGAGAUACAGAAGCUGAUACCAGAGAUAUCACUGCCUUUCAUUUGUUCGGCAGCCAUUUUGGAUUUUGAGGUGAUGACUUGGUGAUGCCCCUCUGACUUUCCAAGUAGGACUUCCAUCUUCAGUGAGGAUUCCAUAUGAUUGCUUCAAACUUUAAACUGGAAAAACUUAUUUUUUCCAUUUUUGUGCCCCAACAUGUGCCUGAUGGUAGUUUGUUAUGUAACAAAAUAACAAAUAUCCAACGUAAGUCAUUGGUUACAAAUGUGCUGCCAUGUUGUUCAGCAAGUUUUUGACCUAAAUGAGCUCUGUGAUUCUGUAUGCACUUGUUUCAGGGUAAAGCUCUUUAGGUUGUUGAUGGAUUAGUUUUUCUGGAGGUGUGAAAGCUAAUGCCUUGAAUGUUCUUACAUUUCUUUAAAUAUACUCUAGUGUUGCCUUACGAUUUCUCUCUAUAAAGUGUUACAUUUUCCUGUUGGUGAAUAUAUGAAAAAUGACUUUUUGUUAUGAUUCUGACACUGUUACAGUCUCUUUGUGGGUUCUUUUCUAUGUACUAUAUCAAUUGUCAUUGCUGAAUAUCAAUCUUUGCUGCCUUUGCUGUACAGUUACUUGCCAUAAAGAACAGAUUUGGUUCCAUCGGUUUAUAUUUGCCGUGUAUAGUAACUUGGUAAAGUAUUCACCAAUUUCAGCAGCUGACAAACAAAGAUAAGUUUAAAUUGUUUCGUCAGUUCUGUGACCUUAUGAUUCUGCUUUUUAACCAAAUGAUGAAGUUCCAGCUUGAAGCCUAUAAAUAGCAGCUUUAAAUCAGUGACAGGCUGUAGCAGACACAAAACCUGUUUUUUUUUUUUUUUGUUUUUUUUUUAAAUCUAUAUUUAGGAUCUAAGCACAGUGGAUUCUGGGUAUUUUACUGUAUGUUGUCUCUCUUGAUUUAGACUAAAGGAAAAUAAACUGUACAGUGAGAGCUGACAUGGAGCAGCUUACUUAAAGCAUAAACCUGGGGGUCUGAAAUGAAUGGUUGAGCAAUUAAAGUGGUGAAACUACAACACAACGCUAUAUAGCUUUUGUGUAAGGCCACAGAGACAUUUCUGCCUUGUUUUCUCAUAAGGUGGUUAAAACAAAGACAUUUCAAGAACAAUAAAACUUUUGUCGAAAGCAUGA